AUGACGAAGCACUUCGAGCAACGCAAGGUGGUUCACGAACAGGUCUUGAACAUGGUCCGCAGCAAGCUCAACGAGUCGCCCUUCAGGGAUGGCGAAACGGGCGGGCCGUACUCUGCUCGCGACAUCGGUCGCCUGAAGGCGCUUGACAAUGCGGUGCGGGGUCUUGGCGACAUCGACAUCGACGGCAGGAGGGUCGACGUGACCCUGGACAUCUACGACUGCGCCUUCGCGGCCCUCCCCGAGAAAACCGCGGCCGCUCUCAAGUCCAGCAAGGGCGACAGCAGCCUGGCCCUGGAGCUCGUGCGGCGUAACCUGACUGAGUUCAACGCCAUGGCCCGCGCCCUCUACAACUCGACCGACGAACAGCGCCUCGCGGACAACGGCCUUCGGAACCUCCAUGACGCCCUCUCCCCCAUCGUGGAGAUGCACGGCGCGCUGCUGAGCGCAGGCAUCGACGGGAGCGAGAGGGAGUGGGCCACCGUGCUCACGAAGAACAUCGCCAACCUCCGCAGGCUGAGGUCCAGCCCGUGGCACGAGGUGGCGUUGCUCUUGAAACUGGUUGUGGUUGGAGUGGGCGGCGACGACGGCGACGACACGGAGGGCGGUGACAACGUCGACACCUUCGACGGAUCGCCCCUGUGGGAGAACCCCCCUUCUCGGGCGGAAGUCAGGAUUAUCGAGGAGCUGUACGCGGUUGGCGACGGGGCACCUCCCAUCCGCCGGCAGGUGCUGGGCGCUCGUCUAGGCCUGGACGUCGCCGACCAGCUCGAGGAGAUGGGGAUCUACGACGCCAGCUCCAUGAGCCUCGAGGACACGCGCGAGCUGAUCGAGCUGGCCACGGAACAGCUGGAGAGCGAGGAAAAGGAGGCGGCGGCGAAGGACGGCAGGGCAGGCGCGAAGGAGGAACCCGACGUUGGCUACACGUCACGCGCUCUUCCCGCCGUCGCCGCCGUGGUAUCCAAGGUCGCCCCUGCCAUCUUGAAGGGCGCGCCAAAGCUCGCGAGCCUCAGCAAGCUUACCAAGCUCGGCGGAAAGAGUGGGAUCAAGAACAUGGGCAACAAACUAAACGCAAUGGUUUCCAACGGAGGUGGAGGUGGUGGCGGCGGCGGCGGCGGCGGCGGCGUCUCCGGAGCCCUGGACAACGCCAGCGGCGUCAUCGACUCGGGCAACAAAGUUCUCUCCGGGCUCGUGACCGGGAUCGAGACGGUCGGGAAGAUCAGCAGCCUCCUAACCCCCGACGUCGAGAAAGCAGUUGAGUCCAUCCAGCUCGAGCAAGCCCGCGCACAGGCUAGGAUCGACAGCGCCCGCGAGGACCUCGAGAGAGUUAGCCUCGAAGGAACCAACGAGGAGGCGCUUGAGGAGGUGCGGACGGCCCUCGACAAGGCGAUCGCUGCGGUGUCUCCCACAGACGGGUUCCUGGCCCCGAUCGCCCCUGGCAGCGCCGAGUCACUGCAAGCUGCUCUCCAGGGCCAGAGGCUCACCCUCGGUGAAGACAACUUCGGCACCGGGUCUUACGCCUCAAACGAAGAGCUGGUCGCCAAGGCAUCCGGGGGCGCUGCGUUGUACGGGAUGAAUUUCUUCCCCACGACGGACGACAUUGUGUCCAAGCCCUACACUCCCAUCCUAGCCGCCCCUUCGUACGUGGAAAUGACGGGCGCGGUCUCCGACUUCACCGCACGCGUGUGGCAGACGACGAGCAUGUCUAAGGUGUCCGCGUUCCACAACAUUUCCGAGACUUCCGGGGACAGCAUGGCCACAAAGAUCGCCACCUCCGAGGGCAGCAGCCGCAGCAACGCCACCUGGUUCACCGGAAAGACCAAGGGGUCGGGCAACGCGACAAGCGGCGAAACCACAGAGGCGAGCGAGGAGGAAAAGUCCCUGCAGCGGGCCAACUCGCAGACGACGUCUUCCGCUACGGUGAUCGAAUACAUCCGGUGCCCCAUGAAGUCGUUCCGCAUCCCGAUGGCAAGGAUGGUCCUGUCCGAGGACGCGUUCAAGACAGCCCUGGAGGUGGACAGCAUCCGCGAUGCCAACGAGUUCCUGGACGCGUUCGGGUCCCACGUUUCCAACGGGCGUCAAGAGCUCGGAGGCAUCUUCUACAGCACCCUCACCAUGACGUCCAGCGAAGCGACGAAAUCUUCCAUCCUGCUUGAGGCGGCAAGUGAGACCCUGAGUGAAGUUGAGGCUACCUCGGAAAGCAAGCAGAGUGGCGGAUCAGGCGGGUUCUUCGGGUUUAAGAAGAAGAAGGCCUCGUCGCUCAGCAGCGCGAACAGCGUCGGUAGCAAGCAAAUCAAGACGACCGCCGAAGGCGAGGGUGGUAAAGAACAGACGCUCAACACUCGCUAUUCGCAGUACGUCAGGUGCACCGGGCCGAGGGCCCCGACCCCCGAAACAUUCGCCGACGCCCUCUUCAACGACAACUCCUCGUGGGCGGUGACGGACAGGGGCGGCAUCGAAGCGCUCGUGCCCGUCACGCGUGUGCUCGAAAACACGAUCGAUGUCUUGGAUGAUGAGGAUCCCGACAAGCCCUCGCUGCAGUCAUCGGUGAACCUAAUCACGGCCGCGUGGCGCAUUCGGGCGAAACGUUGGGGUGACGUUCUCCUCGACGAGACCAACCCCAACAACGCGACGGUGCCGACCGCCAUUCUCGACCUACUCCGAACCGCCUACCCCAUCGCCCAAGGAGUGGUGCAAGACCUCGUCGAUGCCGUGUACAACGUUCUGGAAUUCAGGAAGGACGACAAGGACGACGGCGUCUGGAGCAAGCUUUCGUACUACUACCCCUCAAACAACCAAACCGGCACUCCCUCGCCGCAGCCUGUGGCGUACGACGUCGGGGUCAACGUCGCGAGGGUCAUCCGCAAAGCGGCGGACACCGCGACCACCGGAGGCAGUGGCGCCGACGCGCUGCUGCACUUCAUGGACGCGGAUGAUGUCGGGGUCUACAUCGAGGCGGAGAUGAGGCGGAGAGCCAAGAAGAACAAGGCGGACUACUUCGCAGCGAGGCCCGGGGAGGACUACGACGACGAAGAAGAAGCUGCUGUGGUCCUGGAGCAGCGCAAGCGCACGUGGGACAAGUUGGGUCCGCUCGCUCGCCUCGGCAGGAUGUACGUGGACGCCAACGCGGACGACAAGGCGUACUGGGACACCCUGAAGCUUUGGGAGCAGAGCUGGAUCACGAAAGACGACAAGCUUUCGAGAGAUGAGCAGGUCGACCAAGACAAGAGGUGGACACAAGAGGACUACGAGGUGUUCCAGAGGGAGUACUUCAGGGCCCCGAAUCCGGCAGGGUUCCUGUCAGAGCUGGAGAGCGACCUGGUGUUGCAGGCGCACAUCGGCAUCAACGUCCGCGUUGUCGCCACCGAUGGUGGAGACAACGAUGCGCUGCGUGAGGCGGUGACCGAUGCCGCUCUCGCCAUGACCAACGAGGACUGGAUCAUCUUCCGCAAGAUCUGGUUCAGCCAGAACAACCCCGAAGAGACGAACAGGGUCGUCGAGAUCAUUGAGGACCACAUUGGCAACAUGCAGGGGAUCUUCAAGAUUCCCAAGGACCUUAAGGAUGCCACGACCACGCUGCACGAUGCGCAGCGUGCCUUCGGCUUCGCCAGCCAGGCCAGCAACUUGAACGGCAGCGAGAAGAGGAGGCUCGAGGAACGAUCGGUUCAGGUCCAAAACAGCUUGGCUGGACUAGGGGCGAUAGAAGCGGAAAUCGCAACGCGCCAAGUGUCCCUGGGCAGUCUUCGCCGGGAAGCGGCCAAGCUCGAUCAAGACCGCGAGGAAGUCCAGCGCAAAAUCGCCAAGAUCGUGCCCGCAACGGCCGACGCCGAGCUCACCGAGGACCAGAAGGCGGAGAUUGCGGUGCUUCGACUUGAAGAGGGCAAUAUCGUGAAAGCACGCAACGAAGUCCAGCGCAAGAUAGUCGGGCUUACGGGACUUAUUUCUGAGCUCUCCGCGGAAGUCGCCGCAGACAGAAACGCGCUUCAGCAAGAAGCAGCCGCGCUUGAAGCAAACAUCAGCGAGCUUUCCAUCAAAGGUACCGCCUAUGCAGAGCAGAAGGCCCUCGCUGCCAUUGCUCUACAAGACGCCGAAAAUGUCGCCGCAGGUCGCAAGCAUGCACAAGAGCAGGCGCAGAAGGACAAGGUUCAGGAGUACUACACGCAGGACACCCGCUUUGGCAACCAGAGGGCUUCGAAGUAAUUUCCUGCCGAACCAUGACUCUCAGUUCGUCGUCAGGGCUUGUGGCGUGACCAACCUUCGCGGCGCUGUCGGCAAUUGUUUAUGCAAAAUGUCGGUAAAAAAGUAAGAGUCGCAAGACAGACCAAGUAUUCAAUGCGUGUUCGUAAGGGACAUAAGGAUGCCCAGGAAUAGCCGGGGGGAGGUGUGUUUCGCUUGACUGCUUGCUUCGGGUGUCCUCGACCUCGCAGCAAAUUUGAAAGAAUGAACCUCCUAUCAGCCUACUCAAGUCACUUCCAGUAGUGAGCGUGAUCUUAGGGUGCAUUCACCAAGUACCGCAGCAUGUUGUCUGAUUUUCGAGUUGAUUUCGGCUGAUUGGCAGGCAGGACAGCAACCUCAUCUGUGUUCGAUGUCGGUCGCAAUAUUCCAUGUGUAGGGUCGUUUUCCGUUGGCAUGAAAUCGCUGUGGUUGGAUGCUUGGGCACAUAGACUAGACUUGCUUCAUGUAUAGUGUCAUAUGUAGCAUAAACUGGGUAUUUCAAAUAUCAACCGGCUCAACGGCGUGCGAUUUCCGAAACAUGAAGAACAACGCAGAGGCGCACGUGGCUCGCGAGUUUCGUUGUCGUUGUCGUUGUCGUUGUAUCUGGUAAGAUGUAGACUAAGGGUGUAUAUGUCGGAGACUCGGUGAAGGGAGACUUUGUUUUCAUGUAUCAACGCUUGCCCGUUAGCUCUAGAAUGCCCGCCACCACGGUGCAAAUCUGCAGCGAGUACGAUCUUGGGGGGCUGCAUUGAUUGGCGCGGUCCACUCCCGAAUGAGUGUAUGCUGUCGAUUUGGUAGUCGAUUCGGCUGAAGCGUCAUGAUUGACCGAUCACUCUAUGCAUAUCUUUCUCUGUUGGGCAUGGGUCGCAAUGACAUGUUUUUAUGGAUGGGGAGUCGUUUCCGUUGACAGUAAAUCGCUGCUGUUGUUGUGCGCAUUCGUCUAUAGGUGCGGUAGUUUGGACGGAGGUAGGCGUGCAAUUUCUCAAACUCGAAGAAGGAAGAGGCGCUUCUCAAGUUUAGUUGCCGUUGUACUUGUUCCGAUAUAUGCAAAUUGAGGAAGUUCCGGCGAGGUAUGGAAGGCAGACUCUGUCAACUUCAUACAUGUAGGUCGCCUGCUUGGCCAUUUCCCAGCAGUGAGCAUUGUCUUGGGGGGAUUACUGCACUGGCUGGUUCACUCCCGGGCUAACGCGCUGAUUGAGAGUUGAUUUCGGCUCGGGGGGGGGGAAUAUAUGGUUUGUAUUCUGUCGCAGCUGAAUGUGGUGGCGAAACAUUUCGAAGCCAAACCGACACUUAGAUUUUUUGCCCGUACUAUCGACAGAGCUAUGGCGUGCGAUUUCGCAAAUACGAAGAACGCAGGCUCGCAUGUCACGCGGCAUAUCGAGAUUUGUGUGUUUUGGAGAGCUCUAGAUGGGAGCCUGCAUUAACAUACUCAUAGAACAACGUCACCCGUUAAUGGGAAAUAAGCAAACUUUCUCCGGCAACACGCUCUUCCAAGAUGGGCUUCAAGACUACAACUGUACACUCAAACAUAUCGACCCCAUACGAUCAAAAUCUAACCGUCAUCUCGUGCUACAUGAAUACACCGGCGAGACAUCGACGAAGACCAAAAGGCUGUGCGCCAGAACAUCCAUCUAUUUCGCUCACUCCUAUCCACAAGAGGGGGGUGUACUCAUAGUCGUGCAUGCCGUAGUCGUUAGACCAUUGACCUCGCAUCCCUACAAAGCCGGGACGGAGCACGCCGGGUUCUCAC
Messenger RNA from Ectocarpus siliculosus, 5962 nucleotides. The record is from the annotation of a GenBank genome assembly. Lineage: Eukaryota; Phaeophyceae; Ectocarpales; Ectocarpaceae.